GAGAAGACACCUCAAGACUGCAACAGAGAGAACAUAAAAAAAAAACCAUAAACUUAAAAAGAAAAAGUUGAGGCUAUAAAGAGAGAACCAAAGGCCAACUUCCUAGCCCGACCAAUCGAAUUUCAACUGAGAUUGAAAAAGCGGAGGCAUCAAACACACACACACACACAGCGAAUCAGAGUGACAGAGUCUCAGAGAGAAGAGAAAGAGAGGCAAAGAGAGCCGGACAGGCCAUACCCAAAUCAAAGCAGCUCUUACUCCGACGACCCAUCUCAAUAAUCUCAUGGCACAGGAAAAGAUGUAUUGCGCCCUUCAAAGAACCGAGAGUGAUACUCAGAAAGUUUCAGAGGAAGGAAAAGAAUCCUUGUCAAGAAAAUUUCAAGAACAAUUUAAUUUCAGCACAUCUUUGGAGGCUUGUGGAGUGCCUUCCCAUGCGUGGAGGAACCCUGAUCGUAGGUGUGCUGUUCUUGCAUUUCUUACCGUUGAAUCUGAUGGACAUUGGAGAAUUCUUGCGUUACCCCUGCCACGUCCUGAUCACAUUAACCACUUGGGAUCUGCAGCUCAUGUAAAUAUGGAUGGUCUCAAUCUGGUUUGCCCACCAUCCAUUAGUUCAUACAAGGCUGAUCAACAAAAUGUGAAGAAAGGACCUCCAGCUGUUGGUACUUGUUCUGUGACAUCAUUUACAGCCAGAAACUUUCCUGGUUCAAAUGUGCGAGGUCAGUCUCGAAACAAGGCCUUGGCAAUUAAAGGAACUAAGUUGAAUGAACUCUCCAGCAAUUCUUCUCGUCGCAGUUCGUUCAUCUGCAGUAAUUCCCCUGGAUUGAACCCAAAUGGCUCAAAGGCCAAUAGUGCAUCUGAUAUUUUUGUUGAUAGUUCUCAACUUGACAAGGCUGUUAAAAGGAAUUCAAGAAAGAAGGCUAGAAAGAAGGGGAAACAAAGUAGGAAGCUUUCAUGUGACUCUGGCCCUACUGAACUUGAAAUUCUCUCUGAGGAAUGUGCCCAUGGAAGUUUGACUUCUGAAACCUGUGGUAAUAAUGAUAUGGAUCAUGGCAAUGGACCAGUAUCUUCGGUUGCACCAGAAGUUUCAUUGCCUAAUGUUAUGGUUGAUGGUAACAGUUUAGAAGGCAGUAGCAAUGGCAUUAUUAGCAAAAAGACGUGCAGCUCUUAUGCUGAUGAGGGGGAUGUAUCAGAAACUAUUGCACCUUCUGCAGUUCAGAAUUAUACUGGGGGACAUCCUGUAUGUAGUUCUGACUAUCCGUAUCAAACCAAAGACUUAUCCGUCUUUGAUGGAGGAGUGGAGGAUACACAUUGCAUACGGAUCAGCCGUUAUGAUGAUACGUAUUCCAAAGGUUUGUCCGAUGCACAUGAGUCCUUAGCGUUGGAUUUAGUUUCCGUUGCUUCAAACAGUGAUGAUGGCAUUCAUGCUAGUCAUGAUGUACAACAAUCUGAAAAGAAAAAUUGCAGAAUCAGUACUGAGCCACCAGGUUUCAACUCCAGUAAGGGAUAUCUCUCUCGUCUAAGCUCAUUAAAUGAUGUUGUGGAUACUUAUGAUCCCAUUGAGAGAAAUAAGCGUGGUAGUCAGGGUAGUAGCUGUAGUGACAUUCAAGUGGUUGUCCCUGGAAAGAGAGGCAAGCAAAACAAGACAGUCUCAAGGAGUUCAAGUGUCUACAGAUUUGGAAGUGUUGGACGUUUUCAUGACCGUACAGGGAAAGAAAACAAUCAUUCUGUUUGGCAAAAGGUUCAGAAGAAUGAUGCCAAUGGAUGCGUUGGUGAGUUGAAGAAAGCUAGUCCAAUUUACUCUCAGUUUGAUGUGACAUUGAAAGAGGCUCCUUUGCUUAAAAGAACUUGUAAUGUUGAAGAGGCUUUGUUAUCAAAAAGUGAGGAUAAGAAACACUUCAAAGAUAAAGCUUCUAGGAAGUUGAAAAGAAAAAAUAGUUCAGCUUUGAAACAAGAAUAUGGAUAUUCCAGGAAGGGUUCUGAUGCUGAUAAGGCCUGCACAAAUGGUUUUGCAAAGAUCUCACCCCAGGUAAGUAAUCAAAAAGGAUUGAUCAGUGUUUCAAGAUCUCAUUCUCAGAUCAAUUUGCAUGAGGCUACGUGCCUGAGCAACAGAGUGGGAUAUAUGACCUCUGAAUCAGUUCACAGCGCACAUGUUUAUCUGGAUGAAUUGGAGCCACUUGGAAGUGUCUGUGGUACUGUUUCUAGUAUCAACAGUCAUCUUAUAGGAAAUCAUGAAUUCUCAUUGCCAAAAUCUUGUGACUCCUUGGAUCAAUCAAAUCUGCUUGAGGUGCAGUCUCCAGUGUACAUUCCUCAUCUUUUAGUGAACGAAGUUGGCCCAGUACAGAAAGAAACUUCUGUUGCAGAAUACAGAAAACAAAACCAUGGUAAUGGAUCUAUUUUGCAGAGAUGGAUACCAAUUGGGGUGAAGGACCGUGGGUUUACAAGUGCUGCUAGAUCAGACUGGUCAUCAUUGGAACAUUCUGAUGUGCCAGCUGCUGAUUUGGAAAACACUGUUGAAGGGAAAAUGUCUUCCAAUUCUCAAAAUAUUUUUUCUUCAUCAACUGCAGGAGUAAUGUGCAUGGGUCAGAAUUCAGGAGAUGUGAGUUCUGCUCUUGAGGAUGAGGGUCAUAGUCAGAAAUUAGGGAAUCAGGGUGCAGGCAUGCUUAAUGAGCAUGAUAACAAGCAUGUUGCGGCUAACUUCUUCACUGUCAAAUCAACAUAUCAACAUCCAUUGGAAACCAACUCGUGCACGAUAGGACGAGCAGCAAAUGAUGCCUGUAGGGUACAAUUGGCAUCUGAAGCUAUUCAAAUGGCCACCGGUGGUCCAAUUGCUGAAUUUGAAAGACUUCUUGAUCUUUCUUCUCCAACGGUUAGUGCAUCUUCCAGUUUCACAAGCUGUCAAACAUGCUUGAGGGACCAGGAUGGGGGUGUGUUGCUUUGCAGACACGAGAUACCUAAUGUCCCUUUGGGAUGCCUGUGGCAGUGGUAUGAGAAACAUGGGAGCUACGGAUUAGAAAUAAGGGCAGAGGAUUUUGAUAAUUCCAAGAGAUUGGGUGUUGAUGGUUUUGCCUUUCGUGCUUAUUUUGUCCCAUUUCUGUCAGCGGUUCAGCUGUUCAGAGACUGUAGAAGUUAUCCGGUGGAUACUAGCAAAGAUAUUCCUAGUUUUGAGGUUCCAGAGGCAUGCAAGACAAGUGAAACAUCAGAAAAAGCUUCUAAUGUGGACCACCUUCCAAUUUUUUCGGUACUUUUUCCGCAGCCUCGCACAAAAGAUGAAAGUGGUCCACAGCUUGGAAAUCAGGUGUGUGGUUCAGAACAAUCUCCAGCGUCAGGAAAAGAUGAUGCAUCUGUUCAAUCAGUUGAUAUGAAAUGUUCCAGUGAUUUUGAGCUGCUUUUUGAAUAUUUUGAGUCUGAACAACCCCAGCAGAGACGGCCCUUGUAUGAGAAGAUUAGGGAGCUGGUUAGAGAAGGACCUUCCCAUUGCAAAGCAUAUGGGGAUUCAACUAAACUAGAGUCCAUAAAUCUACAUGAUCUGCAUCCAUGUUCCUGGUACUCGGUUGCAUGGUAUCCAAUCUAUAGGAUUCCGGAUGGCAACUUUCGUGCAGCAUUUUUGACUUACCACUCACUUGGCCAUAUGGUUCGUAGAAGUGCCAAAUUUGACAUCUCAAAUGCAGAUGCUUGUAUAGUAUCUCCUGUUGUGGGUCUUCAGAGUUACAAUGCUCAGGGUGAAUGCUGGUUCCAGCUGAGGCAGUCUGUGCUGAGCCGGACAGCAGAAACCCCAGGCUUAAACCCCUCUGUAAUCCUGAAGGAGCGGUUGAGGACACUUGAGGAGACAGCAUCUCUCAUGUCAAGAUCUGUUGUUAACAAAGGUAAUCUGACAUCUGCAAACAGGCAUCCUGAUUAUGAGUUCUUCCUCUCUAGGCGACGCUAGCGACCCUUUCCAAUUUUUCAUCCAGUAAUUUCUUCUGUUUUUCUAAUAAUGCUCUGGCUACAUUUAGAUGUGAUCUAACCCCAAGAAGGGAGUGAAAAAGGUUGAUCCUGUUCUGUUUGUAUUCUUGAUCUUUUUCUACUUUCCCAGUGGAGCGUAUUGCAGAUGUAUAUAGUUCAUGUGGGUAUCUUUUUUGUUUACUACCCUUCCUCUAAAGGAAAUGUAAAUCUCUGGAUUCUUGGACAAAACAAUUUGUAGUACUGAUUCUGAUUAUGCAACUUCUUCAUACUGUAAA
Corylus avellana is the source of this 4217-nucleotide messenger RNA. RefSeq lists its product as uncharacterized. The record is from RefSeq and is a predicted model, not a curated record. NCBI's taxonomy places the organism in Eukaryota, Viridiplantae, Streptophyta, Magnoliopsida, Fagales, Betulaceae.